Molecule: messenger RNA, 4843 nt
Organism: Alosa sapidissima (American shad)
Lineage: Eukaryota; Metazoa; Chordata; Actinopteri; Clupeiformes; Clupeidae
Gene: mcf2b
Product: proto-oncogene DBL
Exons: 27
Coding region: 518-3532 (1004 amino acids)
Biological process (GO): dendrite development; intracellular signal transduction
Cellular component (GO): cytoplasm
Molecular function (GO): guanyl-nucleotide exchange factor activity; protein binding
Source: RefSeq, a predicted model, not a curated record
ACCUACCCUACAGUUUGAAAUCACAACAACUAGGCCUACAACUUCUAACAACACAAAGAAUCAGUGGGCCUGGUCAUAUUUAGGUCAAUUAUUGAUUUAUUUUUAUAUUGAAACUCCCCCGAACGAUCAUAGUCACAUAGGCUAGGGGUCGCAUCCAAUUGACCGCUGUCCAAGGUCCUGCAACUUAUUUAGGCUAUUUCACGAUUUACUCCAUCCUAUUGUAUCGGUAGGCUAUAACCUACCUCUAGACUUAGGUGGCUCUGGAAGCGGUUAUAAUAUCGUGAAUGUAGCUAGCCAUUGAGCACCAGUCAGUUUGAACUGUUGCCUAAUGGGAAGAUAAUCCGAUGCCGUGAAGGUGUUGCAGGCAGCACUACCGCCACUUCUGAAAGCACUGCAGUGUCGACGCUGCGGAUGCUCUCUGACGCGGAUUGUCCCACGGACAAACUGAUGGAGGGAGGGAAGUUGUGAGGCAAGGAAAGGGGUGAAAUAGCCCCUUGAAAGCCUGAACUCUGAAAUAAUGGCGGAAGCCAAUCCACUUCGGGGAUUUCCUCGAAUCCGAAGGGCUGCGACAUCCAUUCCGGGUAACCUCCACCUGAUCUUGGUGCUGAGGCCCACUAGUCUCCUCCAGCGCACCACUCCCUGUGCUUCCACUGACAUUGGCUUUCGCUUCAGUCAGGAUGACUUCGUCCUCAAAAUGCCCGUAAUCACACUCAGUUCUGUAACUGACCUUCUCCGCUACCUUGAUGAGAACCACAUUUCAUCUGAGUUUGAUGGCAAACUGGAGUAUUGCCGUAGUGACUGGUUUGUUUUACGAACGGCAAUUGAGAGCUUUGCAGUAACAGUGAAGGAGAUAGCUCAGCUGCUCCAGUCCUUUGGCACGGAGCUGGCCGAGAUCGAGCUCCCAGAUGAGGCUAACGCUAUCGAGUACCUCCUCACCGCUCACACAGACAAGUACCGCCAGAUGAAGGAUGAGAUCAGGUCUGUCAUCAAAGAGGGCCGUCAGUUGCAGGUCAAUCUGGAGACCUCCAAGCCACCAGAGGGCAAUGCUGCAGAGCAGAGAGAGGCUGACCAGGACAGGAGUACGGUGCAAAGGCUCCUGGCCCAGCUGCGGGACAUGGAGAUGGCCUUUGAUGAGUUCUUCGAGAAGCACCACCUCAAGCUGCAGCAGUACCUUCAGCUCCUGAGAUACGAGCAAGGCUUUCACGAAAUGGAGCUGACGCUGGAGCAGCUCACUGUCCAGGAGAAGGCCAUCCCCUCCGUCGGCAUGACAGUGGGCCAGACAGAGCAGCUGCUCGCAGACCUGGAGGUGUUGGAUGCCCGAGCUGAGGAGGAGAUGACCCGCGCCCAGAUCAUCAUCCUCCAUGGGCACCAGAUGGCCACCAGCCACCACUACGCCCUGGCGCUCAUCGUGCAGCGCUGCAACGAGCUGCGCCACCACUGCGACGUGCUCACCACCUCGCUGCGCGCCCGCCGCGCCUCCCUCACGCGCGCCAGGGACCUGCUCAUCUGCCUGGAGGAGGUAACGUCCUGGUGUGAUGAGGGGGCCUAUCUCUUGGCCAAUCAGCUGGUGGAUAAGUUCCAGUCUAAGGAGGGCGCUCAGAUGGCCCUGCUGGACCUGGACAGACUCUUGGAGAGGGGGCCCUCCGUCCUCAGGUCAAGCCCUGAUGUACUCAGCCUAGAGUUCCAGGCUAUCCUGACACCCCAACUGGAGUCCCAGAUAACUGCCACUGCUGAGAAGCUGUCUGCCGUGCGCGGAAUGAUCCAGAACCGGCAGGCGUGCCUGCGGAAACUGGCGGACUUGCAGGCCCGGCCCAUCCAGCUGGUGGCACCUCGACCCGAGAACCCCCCGCGCUGCUGCAAGUCCCCACUCUUCUCGCCCAAGCACAGUGUCGACUUUAACUCCACCCUCAAAUUCUCCUUCUCUGAUCUUUCCCUACCUGGGAAGAGAGGAUCUCGGAAAAGCCCAAGCACAAAGAAGAUUGAAGUGAUGCAUGACUAUGAGGAGAACAGGUCCUCCAUGUCAUAUACACCAGAGGGGGAGGAGAACCCACUCCAGAAGAUACGACAUGUGAUCAAGGAGCUGAUUGACACAGAGAGAGUCUUUGUGGAAGAGUUGCUGUCUGUGUUGCUGGGCUACAGAGCUGAGAUGGACAACCCAGCUCUUUCUGGCCUCCUGCCCGCUGCCCUGCGCAACAAGAAAGACGUGCUGUUUGGAAACAUGUCAGAGAUCUACAAUUUCCACAGCAGAAUUUUCCUCCAAGAUCUGGAGAGUUGCCUGGAGGUCCCAGAGAGAGUUGGGGCCUGUUUUCUUGAGAGGACUGAGAACUUCAAAGUGUACGAGCGGUACUGUCAGAACAAACCUCGCUCUGAAUCACUAUGGAGACAGUGCUCUGACUCUGCAUUUUUCCAGGAAUGUCAGAAAAAGCUUGACCAUAAACUGCGGUUAGACUCCUAUCUUCUUAAGCCUGUUCAACGGCUCACCAAAUACCAGCUUUUACUGAAGGAGCUCCUGAAGCACAGUGCCAACUCUGACCAUGCCAGCGAACUGCAGGGGGCGCUAAACGCUAUGUUGGAUCUCCUCAAGUCAGUCAAUGACUCCAUGCACCAAAUCGCCAUCACAGGUUAUGAGGGCGAUCUGAGCGACCUGGGCCGUGUUCUCAUGCAGGGCUCCUUCAACGUGUGGAUCAGCCACAAGAAGGGCUCCACGCGCAUGAAGGACCUGGCCCGCUUCAAGCCCAUGCAGCGCCACCUGUUCCUGCACGAGCACGCGCUGCUCUUCUGCAAGAAGCGUGAGGAGAACGGCGAGGGCAACGAGCGCACGUCCUCCUACAGCUUCAAACAUUGCCUGCGGAUGAGCGCUGUUGGCAUCACAGAGAACAUCAAAGGAGACAUCAAGAAGUUUGAGCUGUGGUACAGUGGCCGAGAAGAGGUCUAUUUAAUCCAGGCCCCGUCGGUGGAGGUGAAGAUGUCCUGGCUGACCGAGAUCAGGAAGAUCCUCACCAAUCAGAGGCUUGCUCAAGAUGAAGGUCACACCUGCGUGGUUGCGGAGGGGGUAGUAGACAGCAAGCUGCAGGGGGCGUCGGUCAGCUCCGAGGAGACUGAGUCGGGCCGCACCAGCCCAGUUCUGACGGACCCGGUCAUCUUCUCUCCCCGGCGGCAGCAGAACCGCCGCAGCUGGCAUGGUACCUCCAACUCAGUAGACUUCUGUGAGGGCCUGGAGGACUGGACCACUGACCUGUCCAACCUGUCCGAGUCCGAUGAGGAAGAGGAGGCCACUUUGCUGGUCCCUGGGCGGUACAGGGCGGUGGUGGACGGCCAUCAGAGAGAACCAGAGGACCUGGUGAUCAAAUGCGGAGAUGUCCUUCAGCUGGUGGAGGAGGAUGGAGCGGGCCUGUGGCUAGUGAGGAACAUCACUCGGGGGGAGGAGGGCCGAGUUCCAUCCGACAGCCUGGUCAGGAUUCUGGGAGAGACCGGUUAUUUCACCCGCCAGGGCGAUAUGGUAAGCAUUAAGACCAGGAAGCUCAGCUCCUGAAGAAGCCCCUUGUGAGACCACAGGAGCCCCCAUCACUUUUCCUCAGGCCACACUCCAGAGAUCCUCAGCAUUCCGCACAAAGACCCCAGCAUUCCUCCGUCCUCAAUCUUACUGUCUCAGUCUCACAGUCUCCACCAGCCAUCUCUUAAGAGACAGGACAUGCGCGAUGCAGGAGUAACUACAUAUGUUACAGACAGGCUGCAACCCUGUCUGACAGAAGGGGGUUUGGGGAUUGGACUGAAGGACAGGCAUGGACUCUCUACAGUUCCAAGAUCAGUAUCUUUCACAAGGAUCCACCAGUGUCAAUACAGUGGAGUUCAAAACAAACCUGUCAAGCACAAUGUGAAACACAGGCCAGUAUUCCUCCUGACCUACAGAGAGCCUGAUUGGUUGGCAUCAGGCCUUUUCUCAUUACCACGCAGUGCCCAGUGUUAUUCACACCGCAGUCUCGGUUUCCAUGGUAAUCAAGCAACCUUGGACCCCACCUCCCGACGGUGUCCAGAGGUAGGCCUCUUCAUGCGAGUCAUGGUUGAGGGUUUUCAGCAAUUUCAGAUGAGACGGGUCUCUCGCAGAGAUUGUUCAUGUACAGCUAUUUUCUUACUGUAUGUACAGAAUGUAUUUAUGGGAGGGUCUCGGAUAUGUGUUAUAGUGUACACAGCACAUUUGCAUACCAUCUACCUGAGUAUAUACUGUAUGUGCCAAAAACUCAAAAUCCCAUGAUUCCCUCUAACCCUCCAUUUUUAUGAGGCUGUUGUUUCAUGACAUGAUAGCUGCCUAGCUUAAAGAGCACAUGAUUGUUUUUAUUUGUGGACAUAGUGGGGUCUUCAAAAUAUGGCCAUCACUCAGUAACUAUGGUUGCGCUUUAUUCAGCUUCCACUCACAAUGCCGCAUGAUGCAAUCUUAACCAUGGGGUGUUUCUCUUGCUGCACACUCCAUGCUUGCUUCAUUUUGCACUGCACUUUGAUUUCGGUAGGUUUUAAGCUUUGCCAAAGCCUUAACACAAUUCAGAAGCUUCCAUCACAUUCAAAACCGAUAUUGUGACCGGUUGAUUGGACACAGUUCUGUUGUACACCAAUGAAAGGUCAUAUUAUUGGUUUUGAGGAGCAAUGAAUUCCUUGCAUAAAGUCAUUUAAAAUGUAUGCUAUGGCUAUUGUAGUACAGGAGAGUUUCUGCACAGACCUAAGAACAGCAAAUGCCAAUGUGUUGUUUGUAUUAGAGAAAUGUAUUUUCAGUUAUGUAAAUUAGAGUUCUCAUGUGAAUAUCCAAAAAUAUCAAAAAGAAAUAUAUUAACACAGCAACAAAGUAUUUUGA